Anopheles marshallii is the source of this 2610-nucleotide messenger RNA. RefSeq names its product pre-rRNA 2'-O-ribose RNA methyltransferase FTSJ3. Gene Ontology annotation, molecular function: rRNA (guanine) methyltransferase activity; rRNA (uridine-2'-O-ribose)-methyltransferase activity. Bases 1 to 2610 code for a protein of 869 amino acids. The transcript is spliced from 2 exons. The record is from RefSeq and is a predicted model, not a curated record. Gene Ontology annotation, biological process: rRNA methylation; maturation of 5.8S rRNA from tricistronic rRNA transcript (SSU-rRNA, 5.8S rRNA, LSU-rRNA); maturation of LSU-rRNA from tricistronic rRNA transcript (SSU-rRNA, 5.8S rRNA, LSU-rRNA). Gene Ontology annotation, cellular component: nucleolus; nucleus; preribosome, large subunit precursor. NCBI's taxonomy places the organism in Eukaryota, Metazoa, Arthropoda, Insecta, Diptera, Culicidae.
AUGGGAAAGAAAGGAAAAGUAGGAAAGGAUCGGCGCGAUAAGUUCUACAAACUAGCGAAAGAAUCCGGGUACAGGUCGCGUGCCGCCUUCAAGUUGAUCCAGCUGAAUCGGCGUUUCGGAUUUUUGCAGCAAUCACAAGUAUGUCUCGAUCUGUGUGCCGCCCCGGGCGGUUGGAUGCAAGUGGCCAAGCAAAACAUGCCAGUUUCCAGCAUUGUAAUCGGUGUGGAUCUGCACCCGAUCAAGAAUGUACCGGGUUGUAUCAGUCUUAUCGGGGAUAUUACAAGCGACAAAACUAAGGCAGAUUUGGCUAAGGAACUGAAGACCUGGAAAGUGGACGUUGUGCUGAACGAUGGUGCUCCGAAUGUGGGUAAAAAUUGGCUGCACGAUGCAUACCAGCAGGUCUGUUUGACGCUUAGCGCUGUGAAGUUGGCGACACAUUUCUUGCGACCGGGCGGAUGGUUCAUCACGAAGGUGUUCCGCUCGAAGGAUUACAAUGCGUUGAUCUGGGUACUGAAGCAGCUGUUCCGCAAGGUGCAUGCCACCAAACCGUCCGCAUCGCGUAAGGAGUCCGCUGAAAUCUUCGUCGUGUGUCAGUACUUUAAGGCGCCGGAUAAGAUUGAUCCUCGCUUUUUGGAUUCGAAGUACGUGUUCGAAGAGUUGGACAUUCAGUCAACGGACAUUUCGUCGAGUAACAUUCUUAAAGAUUUGGAGCGUAAGACGGCCAAGAAGCCGAAGGUGGAAGGAUACGAUGGUAUGGAUGUGAGGAAGAUCGUCACCGCGCUGGAGUACAUGCAGAACGAUAAACCACUGGCCCUGUUGAGCCGGGUAACGGAAAUUACUUUCACAGCCAAGGAUGAGGCGAUUGCAAACCACCCCCGUACGACCACAGAACUGAAGGAAUGUUGCAAAGACAUUAAGAUUCUUGGGCGUAAGGAUAUAAAGGAACUGUUGCGCUGGCAUAAAUUGUUAAGCCCAGAGUUUGUAAAAUCGAGCGAUGAGAAGCCGGACGACAAUAAAAAGAAAGGCGAAGGCAAGGAUGGUUCGAAGGAUGAUGAUGAGACGGAUGUGGAUGAGGACAUAGUGGAGUUGAAACAGAUUGAAAAAGAAAUUGCCUCCCUGCAGGUUGAAGAGGAACGUAAUUCGAAGCGAAAGCGCAAGAAGACUAACAAGGAGCGUUCGAAAUUGAACGAGAAGCUUAGCCUCAAGAUGGUCAUCAAGGGUGACGCAGGACCGACUGAACAGGGUGAGGAUUUAGUGUUCUCGCUAAAGGAUGUUGGUACCAAGCAGCAGCUGGAGAGCAUGCUCGACCAACCUCCCGAUACUGUGGUGGAGGAUGAAGAAAUGUCGGACGAUGAAAGUAAAGACGAUAGGUACAUACGGUAUGAUCGUGAAACGAAGGGGGAUCUGUUUGAGGAUGAUACACUGCUUGCCAAAACAGCCGACAGCGAUUCGGAAAUAGAUUCGGAUUUCGACGAGAAAGGAUUGGCAAUGGGCUCUGAUGAGGGAGAAUUGAGCUUCGAAGAGGAUGAAGAUUAUAAGGAUCCCUCGGAUGAUGAAGAUCGCAAUCCGUUGAUAACCGAUCUGGACUAUCGGAACAAAGCGGACAAGCGAGUCCAGCGGGCACAGCUGUGGUAUGAGCAGGAUGCUUUCAAAAAGCAUAACCUUGAUACGAACGAUGAAGAGGUGGAUUUCGAUUUGGACAAGUUGAUCGAGGCGUACAAGAAGUCCGGCGUGAAGGUACUCGGUGCGGAGAAGGAUGAAAAGAGUAAGGAACCGCUUGGCAAAAAGGCACGCCGACGAGCAAAGCAUGACUUGGACAAGACGGAGUCGAGCGAUAACGAAACGAGCAGCUCUUCGGAUGAGGAAGAAGAUCCACUGGAGGCGAAGGUGGGCACGAUAGUACACAAGAUGGUCGAAACAGUCGGCGACAAGAAAAGUGGAUUUGAGAUUGUUUCCUCGGAAAAGGUGCGCAAGCAGAAAAAGGUCAAACUAAGCGAAGAGGAGCUGGCGCUGGGACAGAUGCUAAUCACGGGAAAGAAGAUGCGCCGUGAUAUCAUUGAUUCCGCGUUCAAUCGGUAUAUGUUCAAUGACGCCAAUCUGCCGGAUUGGUUCGUGGAAGAUGAGCUGAAUACGAUGAAACGGCAACUGCCCGUACCGGAUGAGGUGGUUGACCAGUACCGCAAAUCGAAGGAUGAGUUUAACGUACGCACGAUCAAAAAGGUAAUGGAAGCGAAGGCGCGCAAAAAGCGACAUCUAACGAAGCGUUUGGAGAAGAUCAAGAAAAAGGCGGAAACGAUCAUGGAGAACGUGGACAACUCGAACCAGGAGAAGGUUCGUCUGCUGAAGAAGCUCUACAAAAAGGCGGACGCAAAGAAGAAGGAUGUGACGUACGUCGUGGCGAAGAAGACGGGCGUUAGUGGCAAGAAGGUGCGCCGUCCGAAGGGUGUGGAAGGCCGGUUUAAGGUAGUCGAUCCUCGCAUGAAGAAGGAUCGCCGGGGCGAAAUGGCGAAAGACAAACGUUCCAAGAAAUUUGGCAAGGGUUCUGGUAAAGGCAAGGGUAAAGGAAUGGCAAAGGGAAAGGCAAAAGCUGGCGUAGGUCGACAGAAGUGA